UUUUAAAAAAAUUUGUGGAGAAAGUGCUGCUGUAGACACGAACAUAACGAGUGAUUGGCAAACUAAUAUUUUGCAAACACGUAUUCGUCAAUAUGAACCUCGUGAUAUUUUUAAUGCAGAUGAAACCGGGCUAUUUUUUAAAUGUCUUCCGAGCAAUACAUACAUACAAUACAGAAAAAUGCCAUGGAACAAAAUAUUCAAAGUGUAAACAUUGAAUUUAGCUCGCUAGUUAUAUAAACCUCGCUACACACGUCACACUUUAAUAACCUUAGUUUGUGUGUCACUUUUGACACUGGUGAAAACGUCACCGUAUUAAUACACGAUGCGCAAUCUCAGAUUGCGCAUAUAUUCGUUUUAUCAAAACAUAAGUCAUUUCGCGUAGCCAACCCUGAGCUAUAAACGUCAUUUCCAUACAUUUUCAGAUUGCGCCAAGAUUGCGCAUAAAUUUUCAAGAUUAUAUGUCCGAGAUAUAUAUAUAUUUUUUGACAGAUAAAUAUAUCAAACCGACCCGUUUGACAGAUAGAUAUAUGCGCAAUCUGAGAUUGCGCAUCGUCUAUUGCUACGGUCAGACGGGCAGAUAGACGAUGUUUAGAAGUCAGCAAGAUAGGACUUGUGCGGUAUGCUGUAGCUUUGUGCAGAAAAUAAAAUAUAAUGUCUUACAACCUCAGAAGUGGGAUAUCGAACGAGAAAACAAUGGAGUCAUCUAUUUCGAAGGAUAAAAUGAUGGGUGUUCUUAAAGAAGUUGGCGAAACCGUGCCUGAAUCAGCUUCCAUCACCCAAGUCAGGCGGCUAUUUGAUGCAACACACACCGAAAGCAAAAUGGCGACUAUCCAGACCACGCCAUCUUCUCUGGAAUUUGAAACAUGUGCCGAAGCAGCGUCAGGCAAUACAGGAGCUUCGGCGAGUACAAUUGAGACAUUGACUGCAAAAUUAAAACAAUUGAAGCUGGAAAAAGAAGUUUCGCUUCUUAAACAAGAAAUGGCCAACAUGAAGCAAAUACAACAACCACUGCCGUUGGACACAAUCAAAUGCAUCGAAGGGCUAGUUGAUAGUUUUAGUGGCGAAAAGAAUGAGAAUGCCGAAUGUUGGAUUAAGCAACUUGAACAAACUUUUCAAUUGUUCAAUGUUAAUGAACUAGAAAAAAUUAUUAUCACGCGCCGACUUUUGAAUGGUACCGCUGCAAUGCUGACAAAAUAUAUAGUGUAUACAAGCUACGACGAGUUAAAACAACAAAUUCUGGAAAAUUUCUCAACUAAACCUUCACCGGAGAGUGUAUAUCAUCAGCUUCGCCGUAGACAGCUUCUUCCUCAAGAAAGCACCAUAAGAUAUGUGCUAGAAAUGGAAAAUAUUGCUAAAAACGCCACAAUAUUAGAACAAGAACUAGUUUCAAUAAUAAUCGAUGGAAUUGGAGAUCCUGUGAAUGCUGCUGCGAUUCGUUUUUCUGCAAACUCUUUGACCGAACUUAAGACAGCCCUGCAAAAAUACGAAUCGAUACGUUUACAACCGGUGUCAGUUUCAUUCAAACCAAGGAUAAUGACCAGAACUGACAAUGUUGGAGGUAUAAAAUGCUACAAUUGUUCGAACUACGGGCAUCAUCAACGGGACUGCCAUCAACCACGACGGCGAAAUGGGUCUUGUUUCCUAUGUGGAAAUAUGGGACACGUUGCUCGAGAUUGCCCUCAUCGUACUCAAUCGACGUCGGCUGCCAUCUACCAUAGUGAAGCAAAUCAAAACAAUGUUAUCCACGAACCGAACUAUAAUGAAAGCGCAGUUCAGAUAGAAGCUAUUCAGGAGCCCUAGGAGUUUUGUCAGCGAAGAGCUUGUCCCGACUCUUGCCCAAAAUCCGUGUUUUUCUGGAUUCCGCGGAUUAGGAAAUCAACCUUUGACAUCGCUAGGGUAUGCAGAAGAAUUCGUUUUCGUGACACUUAUGUUAACCAUUCAUUUAUCAUCAUUCCAAAGAAACAAAUGGCAUGGUCUAUUAUCAUUGGACGGGAUUUGUUAAAAAAAUUUAAUAUUCAUUUGCAUUACAUACGUUACCGUUAUUCCAAACAAAGUUUAAUGAAUUACAAAACCAUAAAUAAAAACGAACUUCAACCACACAUGAGACCGCGUCUUGAACAUUUAGAGAUUUUGCGGGGUUUUUGUAAGAAUGGGGAAGAUAUUCAUUCGCAGUCCAUUGGUUCGGUUGAUGAUAAUAAUACACCUGUUCUCACUUUCCUCUGAAUCGUUAUCCGGUUGCUAUGGAUCGCAAUCCAUGAGAUUGGAUCGCAAUCAACUACGUCUGAAUCGUUUGCAGCUACGUUUGGAUCGUUUUCAGCAACGUUUGGAUCGCUCUCAGCUACCUUUGGAUUUUACGGUAGCUCGCGUAAAUCUCGUUGCAGCGCAAAGUUUAUUUAGUGACCAUUCGGCGUACCUCACGAUUCUCCUCAUGACAGACAAUUUGAAAAGCAACAAUUUCGUAUUGUUCUAUGUUUGAACUCAAUUGAGAAUAUGUGUUAAAACCCAUUUUUGAGCUAUAAACAACAUUUGACAGAUUUGUCUGCUUCUACGCAUCAGAACAGAUUUCCUCCAUUCUAAAGAUGGAAUAUCCGGCUAUACCUCGAAACCCUGAACAAGACUAAAUGACCACGUAGGUCGUUACGCUAAAAAGAAGAAGAUUGUGCUGGUUUGUUUGAAAAACUUGGUCUAAUAACCAAAAACGUAUGAAUGGUGAUGUAAGCUUCAUAUAAAAAAUACGAUAAGAUUUUAUAAUUGAAUGCAUUAAUUGUUUAGUUCUUUCCUUGGGGUGCAAAUGUGUCCCGCGGUCACCAAAUAAACGGUGCGCUAAAACGAAAUUUGCGCGAGCUACCGUAAAAUCCAAAGGUAGCUGAGAGCGAUCCAAACGUAGCUGAAAACGAUUCAGAUGUAGUUGCAAACGAUUCAGACGUAGUUGAUUGCGAUCCAUUCUCAUGGAUUGUGAUCCAUAGCAACCAGAUAACGAUUCAGAGGAAAGUGAGAACAGGUGUAAUGCUGUCUCUGAAAAUAUAACCACGACAUUUAGCGAGUUAUGUGCGAUCGACAUUAGUUCCGAGGAGGCAAAAAUAGAUGUAGGCUCCAAUUUAAACCACCAACAGUCACAGGAAAUAAUUUCAGGGGUAUUUAAUCAUUAUUUGCGAGUGUCAACAGAGUCAAUUACGGAGCCCGUUCAUUCAAUGACAAUUAGUGUCACAAAUAGUACUCCCAUCUAUUGUAAACCAAGGCGAUUAUCUUAUGCUGAACGAAAUCAAAUUCGAGACAUAGUUCAAGAUCUUUUACAAAAACAGAUAAUCCGCCCUAGCAGUUCCCCGUAUGCCUCUGCGUUAGUAUUAGUUCGCAAAAAGAACGGUGAGACUCGUAUGUGUGUCGAUUACCGACCUCUAAACAAAAUCACGAUACGGGAUAACUACCCUUUACCAUUAAUCGACACGUGUCUUGAACAUCUCAGCAAUAAGAAGGUUUUUACUCUCUUG
Anopheles gambiae (African malaria mosquito) is the source of this 3488-nucleotide messenger RNA. RefSeq lists its product as uncharacterized. Lineage: Eukaryota; Metazoa; Arthropoda; Insecta; Diptera; Culicidae. Gene Ontology annotation, biological process: positive regulation of cytoplasmic translation. The transcript has 2 exons. The record is from RefSeq and is a predicted model, not a curated record. The coding region runs from base 652 to 1800 and encodes 382 amino acids. Gene Ontology annotation, molecular function: translation regulator activity; zinc ion binding; mRNA binding. Gene Ontology annotation, cellular component: cytoplasm.